Messenger RNA from Hyposmocoma kahamanoa, 2409 nucleotides. RefSeq names its product anaphase-promoting complex subunit 4 (gene APC4). Gene Ontology annotation, molecular function: protein binding. The coding region runs from base 1 to 2385 and encodes 794 amino acids. The record is from RefSeq and is a predicted model, not a curated record. The transcript is spliced from 6 exons. Gene Ontology annotation, biological process: protein K11-linked ubiquitination; anaphase-promoting complex-dependent catabolic process; positive regulation of mitotic metaphase/anaphase transition. Lineage: Eukaryota; Metazoa; Arthropoda; Insecta; Lepidoptera; Cosmopterigidae. Gene Ontology annotation, cellular component: nuclear periphery; anaphase-promoting complex.
AUGAGGCAGAUAGAGGAGAGGCAUGUUGCAAAUCAAGUAGAUCUAAUGGUUUGGAGUAAUAAACUCGAUUUACUGGCGAUAAGUAAUUUCAAAGGUGAAGUUCAAAUACACAGGCUGAACUGGCAAAAGGUGUGGAAUUUUUCUCCUCCAAAAGAUUGUACUAGUGUUCGCGCCAUGGCAUGGCGACCUGAUGGUAAGGCCUUGGCCAUUGGUUACAGCACAGGUAUUGUGUACAUAGUCGACAUUGAAGAUAAGGAAGUGCUGGAAAAAUUAGAUCUGGAGUUGGAGAUGUCAGAAGAGUUUGAGGAUGCCAAGACAUAUGGCAUUACUUGCAUCACAUGGGCUGUUCGUGAGGGUGCUUUGGAAAAUGCCACUGAAUAUAAUGUUUAUGAAGACACAUCAAUAUUCCUACAAAAGCCUCCAUCUUUUAGCAAUGGAUUCCAAAAACAGGAUUCGGAUGAUAAUAUAAAAGAUUUCAAAGAAGUACCAGAACCCACACAGCUGAAUAUGCUUGUAGUUGGCUAUGGGACUGGCUAUGUCUACAUGAGCAUUUUUGGAAGAUAUCCAUAUGGGACCAUCCAUCUUGCACAAGUUGCUAAAGAUGAGUGUGGAGAGUACAGAGUUCUUGAUAUUUGUUUAUCAGAUGACUUUAGCAUGAUGCAAGUUUUCUACCAAGAUAGAUCAUCCAUGACCGUUUUUGUAGCAUUAAUAAACACAAGUGUGCUCUCAGCAUAUGCAGAGGAAAUGUUCCUAGUGGCAAAUAAGCAUGGUCAAGUGUUGCAGUUGAUGUCGUAUUUGGAUCAAACUAUGAUUUCAAUAACUGAGGCUUGGGAACAUAUUUUACUGGAAAUGGAUAAUAAAAUGGCUAAUUAUGCAGCUUCUGUACCUGAAGGUGGGGUUUCGGCUGACUUGUUGGAGCUUCUUAUGCUAGGUGUACCAUCAGAUGAACUAGAGAUAUUCCUUUUACAAGAUUUAACAGCAAAAGGUUUGAAGAAGUUUGGAAGUUCAGUUGAAUUAAGCUAUUCAACCAUUCAGAGAUUGGUUUUAAAACAACUGAAUAUUGUCGGACAUAGCCUAACAUAUUAUCUUUCUGAAAUAAGAGGGAUUACCAGAAUACCUGAUAGAUUUAAGAUUCUGGGUAUUGAAGAGAGUGCUGUGACUGAAGCAAUCAAAGCAUGUUGUGCAUUUCUCAAUAAGUGUUUGGAACUGCAACAGGUUAUUGACUCAUCAAUGCGCAACUAUAAAGGAUUCUUUAGAUGGCUAUUUGUAGCCAUUGUCAGGUUACUGGACGAACUGAUGCCGAGCAGUGACAUUGUCAAGAUUACACAGCAGGAACUCACUCACAUUGCUGAGUUCUUGUAUAACUUCGACAAUGUUCAAACAACAGAAGGCAGUGGUAGUGGUAGUGAAAGCCCUGAUAAAACUGUUAAGUUCAACUUGGAGAGACUAGGACAAUAUCUUCAAGACCAAGAUUUGACAAUAUUGCCCGAUGACGAAGAUAAUCCUUGGUACAAGUUCCUAAGGGCCAAUACUUGCAUAUUGAAAGAAAGUGAAACAAUAUUCAAUAUGUCAGAGUUUAGAAGAUUUUCUUUAGUACAACAGCAGAGAUUUUUAAAAGAUGCUAUUUAUAAGGUGUUUGAUGUCACAGAUAAAGACAUUGGCAGAAAUUUCUCUAUAUUGUUUAAUAUAAAAUGUUAUGAAGAUAAAGUCACUGUUCAUUCUGAAGAGAGCUUAAGGCUGACUCAAAUAUUUGACUCGCGGCAUCAAAGAUUUUUGACAGCAUUUGUCCACACAAGUAGUGAGGAAGGUAUUCGCUUUGUGGCAGCAGACAUUAAAGAAAAAGCUUGUAAUUCUUCAGCUGUUAAGUACUACUUCACUUCCAAGCUUUUACAGGAUGAGAAUGCAGAUGAACGUCACAUGUCGGUCUUAGACCUACAGUUUUAUUCUCCAGAUUACCUUUCUGUACUUACUACUCAUCCUCAUAAUGAAGACAAUACUGUAUUUAUUCAGCUACCUCUCAAAAAUGCAAUAGAUCAUUCAAUGGAGUUUCAUAUCAAAUGCAAAACUUGCAUUUUCACUGACAGCAUUUCAAGGAUAAAUAUUUCUCCACUGUUGGAUGAAGGUGUCUAUAAAAUUCUUGAAAAGAUGGAUGGUUUUCGAAUUGCUGUGUCUGUAGGUCGAAAAGUUGCUGUGGUGUUGUCUAAGAGCCACAGAAAAGUAAGGAUAUUUGAAAUGGAAGCAGAUGGCGAAGACGAACAGGACGAAACUUUAGAUACCACUCCACAAUCACAAGAUGCUUGCGGCGAUCGAAGCUCACCAGAUAACCAGAAAUCCGAAGAUUCAAAUGACGAUUCAUCAUCAUCUGAUCAAAAUCUCUCAUUUUAAUUAUGCUGUAAAAAUAAAAUACGU